Molecule: messenger RNA, 761 nt
Organism: Vanessa atalanta (red admiral)
Lineage: Eukaryota; Metazoa; Arthropoda; Insecta; Lepidoptera; Nymphalidae
Product: chorion class B protein PC10-like
Exons: 2
Coding region: 66-695 (209 amino acids)
Biological process (GO): multicellular organism development; chorion-containing eggshell formation
Cellular component (GO): egg chorion
Molecular function (GO): structural constituent of egg chorion
Source: RefSeq, a predicted model, not a curated record
AAAAACUAUUGUUUGGUUACAAAAAGUCAUUCAUUGCUCUCGAUACUAACAAAUAGUUAAAAAACAUGGCUGCGAAAUCAUUCCUUCUCUUCUGCGCUCAAGCGCUAUUGAUCAAGUGUAUAUACAGUCAAUGUAUUGGUGUUCCAUACAACCCCAUUGCUGCUGAAGGCUUCGCGUGGGGUACUCCGAAUUCUUUAGCAUGGGAAGCUGCAAAUGGACCUUGGGGAGCACCCUGUGCCGCAGCGACAUGGGCUACAGCACCUAUCGCUACCACGCCUUAUGCUACCGCUGAAUGGGCAGGAGGUUUUGGACCAGCUACUCUAGCUGCAUCUAACGGUGGUGGACUCGCUGUAACUAGUGCUUCACCAAUCGCACCAAGUGGUGUUGCAAUGACCUCAGACAAUGCUUAUGAAGGAGCUCUAGCUGUAUCUGGAGCAGUACCAUUCUUAGGAGCUGUAGCAAUGGAAGGUGCUCUGCCUACUGCUGGAGCUGGUACUAUUAAUUACAGCUGUGGAAAUGGUAACGUGGCUAUGAUUACUGAAGACGUUACUCCUGCUGGCUAUAACGCGUUUCCUGGUCCAUAUGGAUAUGGUCCAAUCGCAGCCGCUGAAUUAGGAUAUGGCUAUGGUCCAUUGGCUUUUGAAGCUGGUAUUAACGGAGCCUACGGUUACAGAGGAUGUGGAGCAGUAUACUAAGUCUGUUAUUAAUUUUUAUGUUAUGUUUGAUUAAUUAAAUAAGGAAUAUAACAAUAAUAAGCUGUA